Stegodyphus dumicola is the source of this 803-nucleotide messenger RNA. RefSeq names its product SREBP regulating gene protein. The record is from RefSeq and is a predicted model, not a curated record. NCBI's taxonomy places the organism in Eukaryota, Metazoa, Arthropoda, Arachnida, Araneae, Eresidae. Gene Ontology annotation, biological process: positive regulation of SREBP signaling pathway.
CUGUCAAGAAGGUUGACCGAAUGCGGAGAUAUGGAUUUAUAUUUAAAAUGAAAUGAUUAAGAUAUGUAAUUAAUCAUUUCACACUCAUAAGAGAUCUAAUACAUUUAGUUACAAGUUACUUUAAAAGGUUGAAAUAAUGUUCACUAGUAGGAUAUUUCGUUUUCUUCGGAAAAAAAUUGUGCUUGCUGUUUUGUUUACUUUAUCAUUUUGCUACUGUUUAAUACAUUGGCUACCUGCAAAUGAUGAAUUAAUGUCUGAAGAUAUAAUGGUACAACCUCUGAAUUUACCCUCUCAGUCUUUCAAAUGGCAUACAUCUUGGGAUAAAACUAAUCACAGCAGUUCAAAAAUAGUAUCAUGUCGUAAUUCAGUGCAAGGAAAAGUUCUUAUUGCAGAUGAUAAAGGAUAUGUUUGUUCAAGACAUGAUGUGCUUUCAAAUGGAUGCUGCAAUGUAGAUUCGGCCUCUACUAGUCGAUAUCAUUGUGAAUCUUGUCAUGAGAAUGGUUGCUGUAGCAUAUAUGAGUAUUGUAUCUCUUGCUGUUUACAACCUGAAAAGAGAUUGCUUUUACAAAAAAUUCUUGGAAAAGCGUCUGAAACUUUUAACAUCCUAUUUGCCUCUAUAACAGAUCAUUUUGAAUUAUGCUUAACAAAGUGUAGAACGUCUUCACAGAGUGUACAACAUGAAAACUCAUAUACAGAUCCAAAAGCAAAACACUGUUAUGGAGAAUCACCACCUGCAGUCCAGUUAGGAUCUUCAUAAUAUUCACCAUAUUAAGUGUCCUUUGUAUAUACAACAUGCUUGCUAU